AUGAGAACAUUCGUAUUGCAUGAUUUUGUGAUGUAUGCUCACAGAUACGCAAUCGUGUGGCUUUUAACAGUGGCAACGCUUCGAUGUCAGGCAACGAAUCACGAGAACGGAGGGGGCGAUGGAAACGCGGAAGACUCCGUGUUGGACGAGACAACCGAGGAUUAUUGGGCCGGAAGUGGAUCUGGUCCCGAGGAUGACGACUCGCUUCACAACGAAACCAGGGAAGCGUUAACGCAUGAGGCCAGCGAUCACGAUGCUGUUGUGUACGUUGGAGAAGGAGCAGCGUAUGUACCAAUACCAUCUCUAAAAGGAAGACCCUUGAGCCCGAAUCUUCAAGCUCUUCAGACCCUUCAAGGUCUACAAGGAAUACCUGGAGGCGGAGGAACUGGAGUGGUUGGGGAUGAGGACUGGAAAAGACACCCGGAGACCUGGGAUCGGGAACAUAGGAGAUACAGACCUAAUACUACUCGAGUUCAACAUAUCGAGGCAGAGUGUCAGGACGACUACAUGAAGAUCCGGAUCGGUUUCAACGGUUCCUUCACCGGGUUGCUCUACUCUGCGGGCUACUCCUAUGACCCGGACUGCAUGUACGUGAACGGAACUGGCCGCGACUACUACGAGUUCUAUAUUCAGCUGAAUCGUUGCGGCACCCUCGGCGAGAACACUCAUCAUCAGGACAGCCGAAAAAAUCCUACGAAAAACUUGAUGUGGAACACGGUCACAGUGCAGUACAACCCGCUGAUCGAAGAGGAAUUCGACGAACACUUCAAAGUGACUUGCGAAUACGGUUAUGACUUCUGGAAAACCGUCACCUUCCCAUUCCUCGACGUCGAAGUUGCGACGGGGAAUCCUGUUGUGUUCACCCUGCAGCCACCAGAGUGCUACAUGGAAAUUAGAUACGGUUACGGGACCACUGGAACUAGAGUGGCUGGACCAGUCCGUGUCGGCGAUCCUCUGACUCUCAUUAUCUAUAUGCGCAGCAAAUACGAUGGUUUCGACAUCGUCGUGAACGACUGUUACGCCCACAAUGGUGGAAACAAGAGGAUUCAGCUGAUUGAUCAAUACGGGUGCCCAGUGGAUGAUAAAUUGAUCAGUAGAUUUCGUGGAUCCUGGUCAGAGAGUGGUCUCUUCGAGACUCAAGUUUUCGCCUACAUGAAGACGUUCAGGUUCACUGGCUCACCUGCUCUAUACAUCGAGUGCGACGUCAGAAUGUGUCACGGAAGAUGUCCAAGUCAACCGUGUCAUUGGAGGAACGCCAAGAAUGUGGCUAAACGUUCUUUGCCAGAAAUUGGUGGCCCGUCGACGCCAGCGACGAGUUUGUCAGAAAACGUCAAUCUGUUCCAAUCGUUGCGUGUUCUACAGGAAGGCGAGGCAGAUACGGAAUUCUUCCAGAAUUCCACUACAGCUUUCCGAAGUGGACCUAGUGAAUCAACGAACGACAGAGUGUGCCUUAGAUCAACUGUUCUUAGUACGAUCAUAGGAAUCGGUUGUGGCUUCCUCUGUCUAAUGGCAGGAACGAUAUUAGCGAUGUGUUCGAGAAUUCGAAGACAGGCUAGGGAAAAACUUCUAUCCGAUAGCAUAAGUUACAUGACCCACAAGGGUAGGAUCAACUAAACGCGGCCUCUGUGGAUGUACAAGCGAAUUUCUUCUAUUUUCCUUCUUCUUCGUGGCAACUCCAUCGGUACAAGCGUAUCGAGAGAAUCAUCGGGGAAACAUUCUCUGUCGGUAAUAAGGCGAGGAUGAUAAUCCCGUUUGUAAAAAUCGACGCGAUCGGUAAUAAAGGUAAACACAGGCUCGAUCGAUAAAAAAGGUAUUUUUUAAUCGACGGCCGAGAAUACAAAUUGUGAGACGCAAGCAAUACAAAUGUAGCUAAAAAAUUGUAUAUUUCGGUAAAGCGUGAGAUUGAAAAUGAAUAGCUAGACGAAUAGCUAGAAAAUGAAAUUAGAAGAGUCAAAGAACAUAUAUUGUGAUAAAUACGAUUAGGCGUAGAUUUCUACUUCCUUUUUGUUUGUUUAAUAACUAAUUAACCGUUGAUAACAAGCGAAACGUAGUCCGGUAGAUUGUGAACGAUUGAACUCGCGCUUCCUUUUUACCUAAACACUGUUUUCUUUUAUCUUUUUUCAAUUGUAAUUUUUUCGUUUAUUUUGCGUACAAGUGAGUUGCCGUCCGUAGAUAACAACGAUCAAAGGCGAAUUUAGAAGUCGAGGAUUUUGCCACGUUCUCCGUAUCGAACGCGCGAUUGAGAAAAAUAUUUGAUUACAAUCUUUUUCUCGGCCGCGCGAACGUUACUACACGAGAUCAAAACGAAUGACUAAAUAUACAGUCGUUUAAUACCGUUUAAUGAGAUUCAAUACUUUAAGUAUGCCUAAUAGCAUUACUCGCCAUAUUCAGGAACAUAAAAAUCAUCGAGGUCUCGAGCUACAGCUGAACAAAUAACUGAUCAUACUUUAUAUGCAUGUUGCCGUAACUUAUCCAAAAAUUUAGAACAACGAUGUUUUUUACAAUUUUAAAUCAUCCUUUCAUAGAUAACAUUAUAGUAGUGUUCUCUUAUAUUUUAGAUUAUUGGAAGAAUUGUUUCGCUUAUGUUCAAGCGGUCAAGCUUACCAUCUUACCAUUGACAAAGACAGUGAAUACAGCAAGGGUAAACCAUAAAUAUUAUGUCUUUUUCGCUCGUUCUCGUCAGAUGUCCUUCUUUUUUAAGCGUGUGUGAGUGUUUUUGGAUUAACUCUGCUAUAUCCUUUCGACUAUUUCUCGUCUAAUUGUACUGCAAUAAAAUUGAACAAAAUACAGAAAAGACUUUAAUGUUAGACACAAUUCCUUAUUGAACAUCUUCUUAAAAAUUUGUUUGCUAAAGCAAGAAAAAGAUUGUGAUAUAAAAAUUCGAAAAUCGCAGCAGGGUUAAGGUCAUUAUUUUCUUUGUGAGAAUUUUUUAUUAGAGAAUAUAACGAGACGUCCAAUGUAUCGGAAUUUAUGCGAACACUACUAUAUAUAUCAUAUUUCAGACCUAGCUGUAUCUCAGAGAUAUAAUAACAUGUUUUAUAGUCGAAGUUUCUGAAUGUUUGCGAACGAUGCAUUUUCGUAUGAUAUAAACAUCGCUAUGCAAUAAACAGUUACAAUAUUUAGGUUUAUACUUUAUAUGCAUAAUGAUAUAUACGCAGUGUCCAAGUGUGUCUGGACUUUCUUAUUUUUUUUUUUUUUCAUGCUAUUCUUCGUAUUUUCUUGUUUUGUAUUUUUCUUUUAAUUUCUUCAAUUCUCGAGAGGCAGGAGCAUUAAAGAAUUGCCAGAAGCCAGAGAACAGCCAGCGAGGAUUAAAUAAUAUUUUGCAUCAUACGAGAUGUCCCUGCGCGUGUAUCGGGGGAGCCAAAGAAACGUAGCUCAGCUCUCGUCUUGAUAAUUUAUUGCGAAACUUCGCGGAAGCAUCCUGAAUUCAAUCUGUGAAAUAUUAAUUUCCCCUCCUGGUCGUUCCGGAAAUAUUUUUUUUUACACGUUCUUCAGAUAUACUGCCCCCCUCCCAUUAACAAUCGACAGUAAACAGAAUCCACCUUCUCGAUCGAAUUACUUGUAAAUAUAGCAGUGUAUGAUCCAUAAUAUUUAUAAUUAAGCUCGAGUGUAUCAAGGUUUCCAAUAAACUGUAGCAGGAGUA
Messenger RNA from Bombus pascuorum, 3643 nucleotides. RefSeq lists its product as uncharacterized. The coding region runs from base 1 to 1614 and encodes 537 amino acids. NCBI's taxonomy places the organism in Eukaryota, Metazoa, Arthropoda, Insecta, Hymenoptera, Apidae. The transcript has 11 exons. The record is from RefSeq and is a predicted model, not a curated record.